Molecule: messenger RNA, 1449 nt
Organism: Ceratitis capitata (Mediterranean fruit fly)
Lineage: Eukaryota; Metazoa; Arthropoda; Insecta; Diptera; Tephritidae
Product: putative methyltransferase NSUN6
Exons: 3
Coding region: 64-1422 (452 amino acids)
Biological process (GO): RNA methylation
Molecular function (GO): methyltransferase activity; RNA binding
Source: RefSeq, a predicted model, not a curated record
CUUUCUUUACUGUUUCCUUCGUGUCAUUUUCUGCGGCAAAAUAGCUGGUAAAAUUAUAAAUAAAUGUAUCCAAAAUCACCUUUCCUUCGGAAUUCACUAGUUGAAUCACAAAUUCUUCGACGGAAUGCUAAUCAGCUGGAGGAAUUAAUGAAUUGGCUAUGUCGUCCGCCAACUAUAACAACGUAUCGCGUAAAUACGCUGCGAAUCUCUGUACCAGCGUUCAAACAGAAAUUCCAACAAAUAUUGUUCGAAAAAUAUGCGAAACCACCUAAAGUGUACGAGAUACCCAAUAUUCCCGAAGUAGUUUGCAUACCACCCACGCCACUCAGCUUACUUGAUCUGACAAAGAAGGAAACCGAACCACUGCGUGAGGUUGUGGUGGAUGGCUGUUGUGGUGCCGCCCUAUUGCGUGGGGCGCACAUCUAUGCACCGGGUGUGCUUGCUAUGGAAGCCGGUACCAAAUUAGGCGAGGAAGUGCUGGUGUAUGCAGACUUGGCGGGUAAAUGUAAACAAGGCACAAACACACGUUACGAGUCCGAUGAGAAACUUUUCCUAGGUGUCGGUGUUGUACGCAUGCAACGACAUCAGAUUUACGGACCUGCAGCUGUUGAUAAGGCAGAGCCGUCUAAGGGAGUAGCUGUGGAGAUGAUCGCCACCACGUCCGGUGUACCCUCCAUUGGGGAUCUAAGCAGUAACGAAGCACUUCUGCAAAACCUACCGUCUAUUGUAUGCGUGCGUGUAUUGAACCCACAACCGGGUGAACGUGUAUUAGAUAUGUGCGCUGCACCAGGAAAUAAAACAAUGCAUAUGGUGGAAAUGAUGGGCGAUCAGGGUGAAAUAAUAGCACUCGACAAGGUGGUUAAUAAAAUAACUACCCUGCAAGAAAAAAUUACGGCAAACAGUUUAAAAAGUGUACGUUCCUAUGCAUUUGAUGCUUCGAGAGUUUACGAUGCAGCCAAAGUCCCAGAAGACAAUGCAUGUUUGGAGAUGCCGCCAUAUGCUGCCAAUACAUUUGAUAAAAUCUUACUUGAUGCACCUUGCAGCGCUUUGGGAAAUAGGCCAUUGCUAACGGUCUCACCACAUAUGUCAGCACGUAUGCUCGACUCGUAUCCGAAGGUUCAGCGAAAGUUAUUUACGGCAGCGGUGCCCUUGCUAAAGCCAAAUGGUGUCUUAGUUUACAGUACUUGUACAGUGACUGAGCAGGAAAAUGAGGGAAUCGUAGCGUGGGUGCUUGAGAAAUUUCCACAAAUGAAGCUAGUCGCUGCCACACCUCGUCUUGGCGGCAGUGGUCUUGCGUAUAACGGUCUUAGUGAUGUUGAGAGGCAAUACUUGCAAAGAUUUUCUCACGACACAACAGAGGCGGAAGGAGUUCCCAUUGAUGCAGUCGGAUUUUUUAUAGCAAAGUUUAUAAAGAAAUAUUAAAGUUAUUUUUCUAUUAUGAGAACGUUC